Perkinsus marinus ATCC 50983 is the source of this 1038-nucleotide messenger RNA. RefSeq lists its product as hypothetical. The transcript has a single exon. Gene Ontology annotation, molecular function: nucleic acid binding. NCBI's taxonomy places the organism in Eukaryota, Perkinsozoa, Perkinsida, Perkinsidae. The annotation marks the transcript as partial. The record is from RefSeq and is a predicted model, not a curated record.
GAUUCCAAGCCCAAGACUAUCGCUAAGGUGUUCCACUCUGUGUUCUGUGAACAUGGAGCGCCUAGAGUCCUUAUCACUGAUAGGGAUAGGGUACAUCUUAUGCGUAAGGAUAUUAAAGUGGUUCUUGCGAAACACGGUGUACGAUAUUAUACUCUACCCGGUUAUGCUCAAUUCCUGAGCUUUUGGGAAAGAGCUCACAAGGACUUUGUCGAAGUGACGAGAGCGUUGAGAGUAUCUAUGGAUCGUUCUACCGAAGGCUCGUAUAUUGAGGACUACCAGCUAGCUGUUAGAGCAUAUAACAUCACCCCAAGAAUGUGGGCGAAUGUAAGCCCAACGGAACUCCAUUUUACUUACGGUAUACGGGUUCCUGGUGACCGUGGUGACACAGACGGUGAUAUUGAUUGGGACGAGUUGAGGGUGAAGUAUUUCGAUACGGAUCUCUUAAGCUUUGUCAAGGAUAGCGUGCCACUGUUGGAAAGCGCUAAGGAUGAGUUUGCGGUUACCUUGAGGGAGUACUUGGAGCUAUGGCGCAUGCGUCAAGAGAGAAAUCUUGAGCGUAUGGCUAUGACUGAAGAUCGUAGGUAUGAACCUAAGUUAUUCGACUUAGUGUUUACCUCCAAGUGCCCGGCUAAUCGUAUUGGUCACCAUCUUGAUGUUAUAUGGUCUGGUCCUUCGACUAUCACUUCACUCAACGGUACUGCAAUGGUUGGUAUAACCCCCGGUAUUAUUCUAGAAGGUGUUGGAGGGGUAGCACCCCUAAAUGGUUCGGUUGUGGUUGUGGUGGACCAUUCCUACAACGGGUUAGCCACUGUUCUCGAGGGUGAUGAGGGAACUGAAGAUGGAUCUAUGUUGGUCCAGCCUAUGAGGGUUGAACUUCUCGGUGGAUGCUUAGAACUUGCUAAGGCCACUGAUAAGGACAUCCUUACGGUACAGCUUGAUAAUAUGGUCUACGUUAGCCCAUGUUGCCAUAAAUGGACACGCAAAAGAAGUCGAGACCUAUUGAAGCUACUACACGAUGUCCAGGUUCCCCGUUGCUAA